AUGAAGAAAGCGGGAAAAGCCCUGAAGGUGAUCUUUCCGAAAAUGCUACAUGUCACCUGCGCUGCCCACGCGCUCCAUCGCGUGGCAGAAGAGAUACGAGUCAUAUUCCCGGACAUUGACAGACUAGUGGCCAACGGGAAGAAAAUUUUCAACAAGGCAGCCUCGAGAAUAUCCGUUUUCCGGGAAUCCUUGCCAGCAGUUCCGUUACCUCCCCAGCCGAUCAUCACAAGAUGGGGGACGUGGAUUAACGCAGCCUGUUACUAUGCUCAUUAUUUUGAUGAAUUCGCAGCAGUCGUCAAUAAGUUCGACACAGAUGAUGCGGCAAGCAUAGGAGCGGUCAAGGCAUUGCUCCAGAAGCCCUCCGUAAAGCGCGAUCUGGCGUACCCCUUGGCGAAUUUCGGUCGGCUGCCGGAUUGCAUCACUUAG
Galendromus occidentalis (western predatory mite) is the source of this 426-nucleotide messenger RNA. RefSeq lists its product as uncharacterized. The record is from RefSeq and is a predicted model, not a curated record. The transcript has a single exon. Lineage: Eukaryota; Metazoa; Arthropoda; Arachnida; Mesostigmata; Phytoseiidae. The coding region runs from base 1 to 426 and encodes 141 amino acids.